UCACUGUUUUCUUCUCUUCUUUUCCCAGGAAGGCUUUUUCCUUCGCCGUCACGCGUUAGGGUUUAUAGCUUCCCUUGGUUCUCCGGUGCCAGGUGCCGGGGCUUCCUCGCGAAGACGGUCUACGUUGUGAUUCUCGGCGCAAGUGUUACUCCAUGAUCCGUUCGCCGGUGGCUUUCAGUUUGAUCGAUGGAGUACGUGAAGAACGAUAGCAGCGGAACUGAUGAUGAUCUACCAAAUCCUGGCAUCAUUAGAGCAUCUAAGGGUCUUGCUUGUUCUGGAAUUAUGGCCAUCGCUUCAGGACCAAUGUCCUCUGAUAAAGAUCUGAGGGACAUGGAGUUCCAGGUUCACUGCAUAGAGAUCGAGGCAUAUAGUGCUGUUUUAAGAGCCUUCAUUGCUCAGUCAAAUGAUCUUUCAUGGGGCAAAGAAGAACUUAUAUCAGAAUUACGGAAGGAACUUAGAGUUUCAGAUGUUGAACAUAGGGAAAUUCUCGGGAAAGUCCAUUCUGAUGACUCAAUCAAGUUUUUAAGGGAAUCACUUAAGAAUGCUGAGGCUCAAUUGGCAGCAAUGAAUCCUCCUCCUUUGGGGCCAAACUCUAUGGGCCAUGUACCCUGUAAAAAGUUGAAGCAGGGGCAUAUGACCGUUUCAGCUUCUCCACAGUACCUGACUUAUGCUCAGCCCUCAUCAACUGCUGUUCAAUUACCAGCAAAACAUGCCAGAGAUGACCAAUUGGUUAGAAAGGGGACUUUGUUCUCACCCCAAAGUAAUGGACAAGCUCUGGGUCCGGUUAAUCCAAACGUGCAGCCAAACAAAGUGAAAGCAAGGGGUUCACUGAUAGUCCAGGCUUCCAAGAAGGGCUUUGUUCAUUCAGGAGUUGAUAUUCUGAAACCUGGAUCUGAUAUAAUUGAGAUUCUUGCAACCGAUAAACUCAUACACGAGGUUGAAAGGGUUUGUGGAGGCGAGAACCCUGAACCUGCUCUGGUCCAGAGGGCUAAGCUAAUUCUCAAAGAUCAUGAAAGAGCCCUGCUAGAAGCAAUUGGUAAACUUGCUGAUGUGUCAGAUGGUGAUGACUCUCCUGAUCGAAUUCAGUACAUGAUUCAAGAACCACAGAGUAGAGCACACGUUUUCCCGAACAAUAGGUCGAGAAGCCAUUGCAAGUAAAGGCUAUGGUGGUAAGCAUCAAGGCUUUGUGCUGCAAGUCGAUGAUUAUAAAGGUGGCUAAUGUGCUAUGGUAUGUAAAAGCUUUGUUACUGUAGCUUGAUCGAGGUGUUUUUUGAUCGGAAAUGCUAUCAGGUUGACCAGGGUCAAUUUUUGCCUGUUCCCUGUAAAUAGAUGUAGGACGAAGUCACUUUGUCAUGGGCCGCUCCGCCAUUUGUAUAGGGCUAGGAUUGUUGGUCCAUGAUCUCUUUUGCUCUGUUUUGGGCUUUUGCUGUGUUACACUUUCUUCAAAGCAAAUGCAUAGCCAUUACCACUGACUCUUUGUUA
Molecule: messenger RNA, 1482 nt
Organism: Musa acuminata AAA Group (dessert banana)
Lineage: Eukaryota; Viridiplantae; Streptophyta; Magnoliopsida; Zingiberales; Musaceae
Product: protein EMSY-LIKE 3
Exons: 8
Coding region: 187-1158 (323 amino acids)
Biological process (GO): defense response to fungus
Source: RefSeq, a predicted model, not a curated record